UGUUGAAGAAGCAGAGAACGAAGAAGGAAAAAGAGAACAGCCUAAAGCUUUCGAAAAUGGUUUCAAUGGCAGCACCGGCAACAAAUGCUUAUUUUGGCUAUGUAUCCAAGGCUCGCAUCUGUCAAUACCAGAAUUCUAUACCGCGCCACAGACCCGUUCAUUGCCGGCAGCAAACCGACGCCGGCGAGAAUGAGAAUAAACCAAUCAGCGACCAAAUUGCUCGAAGGGAGAUUAUACUGAGGAGCAGCGAGUUAGCUGUAAUUGGAGCCAUUUUCAAUUUCAGUGGUAAAAAACCUGAAUAUUUGGGUGUACAGAAGAAUCAACAAUCACUAGCUUUAUGUCCGGCUACCAAAAAUUGUAUCUCUACUUCAGAAAAUAUUAGCGAUCUUACUCAUUAUGCCCCACCUUGGAACUACAAUGGAAAUAGAAAGAAGCCUGUGAGUAAAGAAGUGGCAAUGCAAGAGCUUCUUCAAGUGAUAGAAUCAACAAAACCGGAUAAGUUUACGCCAAGUAUUGUAGAAGAGAAUGAAAAUUAUGUUCAUGUGGAAUACCAAAGUCCGAUUUUAGGGUUGGUGGAUGAUGUUGAGUUCUGGUUUCCUCCAGGCAAUAACUCGAUCGUCGAGUAUAGAUCUGCUUCGCGGUUGGGUAAUUUCGACUUUGACUACAAUAGAAAGAGAAUCAAGACAUUGCGAGAAGAAUUGGAGAAAAAAGGGUGGGCUUCUGCUGACAGAUUCUGAAGAUAACAGAAUAGAACAGACUAGUCAAGAGCUGAUAGUUGCUGACUUUAUGCUGUAAAUCUCUCAUUUUGUUGAGCAAUGAAAUUCAAAAUACAAACACAUUGAUUCGAUCAGUCUUUAUUCCUUUAUGUAAAUUAUAGAUAAAUAAAAGAACAGAAGCAAACUUUAAAUUA
Molecule: messenger RNA, 910 nt
Organism: Mercurialis annua (annual mercury)
Lineage: Eukaryota; Viridiplantae; Streptophyta; Magnoliopsida; Malpighiales; Euphorbiaceae
Exons: 7
Coding region: 57-737 (226 amino acids)
Source: RefSeq, a predicted model, not a curated record